AUGGGUUCGAUUAAUUCCAAAUCAAUAAAUGACAAUAAUUAUGUAAAUAUUCAUCCUUCGAAAAAAUCUCAUCGUUUAUCAUUAUUUAAUCGCCAUCGAUCGAUAUUAUCGUCAUGUAGUUAUAAAACAGAUGACAAUGAUUUACGUUCUAUCUUUAAUAAACGACGGAUUUGUUCGAAGAAAAAAAUUCUUAUAUUAGGUUUGGAUGGAAGUGGAAAAACUGAUCUAUUCAAUCGAUUAAUAUCUGAUAAGAAACAAGAAUUAAAAAAUGAUUCUCCUCCUCAACCAACAAUGGGUUAUAAUGUUGAAACAAUACAAAUUCGUUGUCAUCGUUUAUAUCAUCGUCGAUAUCAUAAAAUAACAUUAUGGGAUUGUGGUGGUCAUGCAUCUCUUCAACCAUUAUGGUCUUAUCAUUAUUCAAAUACUUCUCUUCUUCUUUGGCUAAUUAAUAUAUAUGAUCGAUCAAGAUUAGAUACAAAUCUUCAUUUAUUGUCACAAAUACUUACAAAUCCAUUACUCUAUCGUGUUCCAGUUCUUAUUGUUUUAUAUAAUUCUUCUUUUAAUCAACAAAAACAAAAUGAUCCAAAUGCAAAACAAAAUUUAUUAACUAAUCUUGAAGUAUCAUUUCGUUUUUUAGCUACACUUUCUACACCUCGUGCAAGUACAUUCAAAUGGCAAGUUAUUAAUGUUACAUUAAAUAAUACUGACUCACAAACAGAUCUCAAAAAAAUUCGACAAUGUUUUCGUGAACUUAUGGAACUGUAA
This is a messenger RNA of Adineta steineri, 765 nucleotides long. NCBI's taxonomy places the organism in Eukaryota, Metazoa, Rotifera, Eurotatoria, Adinetida, Adinetidae. The record is from the annotation of a GenBank genome assembly.